UCCAUGCAUACCCAGACAUUUUAAUUGGUUGUCAUUCCAUAUUUUAAACAUUUUCAUCUACAAAAACCCUACAGCAAACAUCUUGAAGAGUGAGGUAGUAAAUGAUUCAUCUGCCCCAAUAAUGGUUUCCUUCUCUGGAUGUGGACCAAAUAUUGUCACACCAGAUAUUCUCAAGCCAGAUAUAAGUGCCCCAGGGGUAGAAAUCUUAAUCUCGGCCGCAUUUUCACCUUUAGGUUCACCAUCAAGUAUUGCUACUGAUGAAAGGAAAGUGAAGUUCAAUAUAUUAUAUGGGACCUCCAUGGCUUGCCCUCAUGCUACCGGUGUUGCCACUUAUUUUAAAACUUUUCAUCCCAAUUGGUCACCUUCUGGUAUCAAAUCUACAGUCAUAACCAUAGCACGGCCGAUGAAUGCCACCAGGAACCCUGAUGCUGAGUUCUCUUAUGGUGCUGGAAAUAUUGAUCCACUGAAAGCUAUAAAUCCCGGUUUGGUAUACCAAACCCUAAAAGAAGACUACAUCAAACUCCUAUGCAGUAUAAGCUGGGAUUCAAAGAAGGUUAAAAUGAUAUCAGGAGAUAACAGCAGUUGUCCGGAAGGCAAUAAAGGAACUGCAUUGGAUCUCAAUUAUCCAUCAAUGACAGCUUAUCUUAAACAACAAGAUAAGCCUUUUGUAAUUAAUUUUACAAGGACAGUUAAGAAUGUUGGUUCAGAAAAUUCCACAUAAAAGGCAUUAGUUACUUCCAAUUCUAAGAUUACAAUCAGUGUUGAGCCUAAUGUUCUAUCUUUCAAAACAUUGGGUGAGGAUAAAUCAUUUGUUGUGACUGUUUUGGGAAGUAAAUUGGACCCAAUGACGUCUAUGGCAUCUGCAUCACUGGAGUGGUCCGAUGGCACACAUACUAUGAGAAGU
Macadamia integrifolia is the source of this 904-nucleotide messenger RNA. Its product is annotated as subtilisin-like protease SBT4.8. Gene Ontology annotation, biological process: proteolysis. The transcript has 3 exons. NCBI's taxonomy places the organism in Eukaryota, Viridiplantae, Streptophyta, Magnoliopsida, Proteales, Proteaceae. The coding region runs from base 122 to 721 and encodes 199 amino acids. Gene Ontology annotation, molecular function: serine-type endopeptidase activity. The record is from RefSeq and is a predicted model, not a curated record.